ACGCGGCGAGAGCAGCAGCUGCCGCCUUCAGCCUGAGCCAGGAUUCCUUUCAGAGAAUCACAGCAGCAGUCCAGGGGCUGAAAGAGAAGGAAGUGAAAGCAGGCUCUUCCCUGCAACCUGACAACUUUUUUUCUGGCACAUCAGCAAGACAAUAUAUUUAUACCUUCCUACCCAAAAGAAAAGGGGAAAACAGCACAGGAUUUCCUAUCUCUUGCAAGAUUAAAAUCAUUUUUGAAAAGUUUUAUAUUAAGAACUAAAAGAUCUCUGCAGGUGUGAAACAGGAUCUGAUUCUUAAGCAAUAUGACAGGCCAAAUAGACAGUAGCAUACAUUACAACUACGAGUAUGAAGAGGAUGAAUAUAUGAACCAAGAGGAAGAAUGGGACAGGGAUCUGCUUCUGGACCCUGCAUGGGAGAAACAGCAAAGGAAGACAUUUACCGCCUGGUGCAAUUCCCACCUACGAAAAGCAGGCACACAGAUUGAGAACAUUGAAGAGGAUUUCAGGAAUGGCCUUAAACUGAUGUUGCUUUUGGAAGUCAUUUCAGGGGAAAGACUUCCGAAACCGGACAGAGGGAAGAUGCGUUUCCAUAAAAUUGCAAAUGUCAACAAAGCCCUAGAUUUUAUAGCCAGCAAAGGUGUCAAGCUUGUCUCCAUUGGUGCAGAAGAAAUUGUAGAUGGCAAUGUGAAAAUGACCCUGGGCAUGAUCUGGACAAUCAUUCUUCGUUUUGCUAUUCAAGAUAUUUCAGUAGAAGAGACAUCUGCCAAAGAAGGACUGCUGCUGUGGUGUCAAAGAAAAACUGCUCCUUACAGAAAUGUGAACAUUCAAAACUUCCAUCUUAGCUGGAAAGACGGCCUUGGUCUUUGUGCGCUUAUCCAUAGACAUCGACCUGAUCUUAUUGACUACUCCAAACUAUCUAAGGAUGACCCAAUGGGAAAUAUAAACCUUGCCAUGGAAAUUGCUGAAAAAUAUUUGGAUAUCCCAAAGAUGCUGGAUGCAGAAGAUAUCGUGAACACUCCUAAGCCUGAUGAGAGAGCUAUCAUGACUUAUGUUUCCUGCUUCUACCAUGCUUUUGCUGGAGCAGAGCAGGCAGAAACAGCAGCUAAUCGGAUUUGUAAGGUACUUGCCGUGAACCAAGAAAAUGAAAAAUUGAUGGAAGAAUAUGAAAGGCUAGCAAGUGAGCUUUUAGAAUGGAUUCAACGCACAACUCCAUGGUUGGAAAACAGGACCCCAGAGAAGACUAUGGCAGCUAUGCAGAAGAAGCUGGAGGACUUCAGAGACUAUCGCCGUAAGCACAAGCCUCCUAAGGUCCAAGAAAAAUGCCAGUUGGAGAUAAAUUUCAAUACAUUGCAAACAAAGCUGAGGAUCAGCAAUAGGCCAGCUUUCAUGCCUUCAGAAGGGAAGAUGGUGUCGGAUAUUGCCAGUGCUUGGCAAAGACUUGAACAAGCAGAGAAGGGCUAUGAGGAAUGGCUGCUGAAUGAAAUACGGAGACUUGAGCGACUUGAACACCUGGCAGCCAAAUUUAGGCAAAAAGCUACUUCACAUGAAACCUGGGCAUAUGGCAAAGAGCAGAUUCUGCAGCAGAAGGAUUAUGAAGCUGCUACUCUGACAGAGAUCCGUGCUUUGUUGAGGAAACAUGAAGCUUUUGAGAGCGACUUGGCCGCUCACCAGGACAGGGUGGAACAGAUAGCUGCCAUUGCCCAGGAGCUGAAUGAACUGGAUUACUAUGAUGCUGCAAGUGUUAAUGAUCGAUGUCAGAAGAUUUGUGAUCAGUGGGACCGACUGGGAACACUCACUCAGAAGCGGAGAGAAGCCUUGGAGAGGACAGAGAAACUGUUGGAAACAAUUGAUCAGCUUCACCUAGAGUUUGCUAAGAGAGCAGCUCCAUUCAACAACUGGAUGGAAGGUGCAAUGGAAGAUUUGCAAGACAUGUUUAUCGUUCACACUAUAGAGGAGAUCCAGAGUUUAAUCACUGCCCAUGAGCAGUUUAAGGCCACUUUACCUGAGGCAGAAGGUGAAAAACAAGCUAUCCUAUCAAUUCACAAUGAAGUAGAGAAGGUGAUUCAGAGUUACAGCCUCAGAAUAAGUUCCAACAAUCCUUACAGCGCAAUCAACAUGGAGGAGAUUCGUACCAAAUGGGAUAAGGUAAAACAACUUGUGCCUGUGCGGGAUCAGUCGCUGCAGGAGGAGCUAGCCCGCCAACAUGCCAACGAACGCCUGCGCCGCCAGUAUGCUGCUCAGGCCAACGUCAUUGGGCCCUGGAUUCAAAGCAAGAUGGAGGAGAUUGCCCGAACCACCGUUGACAUAACAGGGCCAUUAGAGGACCAGAUGACUCAAUUAAAACAACAUGAACAAAAUAUUAUCAAUUACAAGAUUAAUAUUGAUAAACUUGAAGGAGAUCAUCAAAUGAUUCAAGAAGCCCUGGUGUUCGAUAAUAAGCACACUAAUUAUACAAUGGAGCAUAUUCGUGUUGGAUGGGAGCUGUUAUUGACCACUGUUGCCCGAACUAUCAAUGAAGUUGAGAAUCAGAUCCUUACAAGAGAUGCCAAAGGAAUUACCCAGAAACAAAUGAAUGAAUUCAGGGCAUCAUUUAAUCAUUUCGACAGGAAGAAGAAUGGGCUUAUGGACCAUGAUGAUUUCAGAGCCUGCUUAAUUUCAAUGGGUUAUGAUUUGGGUGAAGCAGAGUUUGCUCGAAUCAUGUCCUUAGUUGAUCCCAAUGGUCAGGGAACUAUUUCCUUCCAAUCUUUUAUUGACUUCAUGACCAGAGAGACUGCAGAUACUGACACUGCUGAACAAGUUAUUGCUUCUUUCAGAAUCCUAGCUUCAGAUAAGCCAUAUAUUCUUGCUGAUGAGUUGCUUCGAGAACUGCCCCCUGAACAAGCUCAGUAUUGCAUCAAGAGAAUGCCAGCCUACAAGGGUGCAGGUGCUGUUCCUGGAGCUCUGGAUUAUACCUCGUUUUCAUCAGCACUGUAUGGUGAAAGUGAUCUGUAACUGGCUGUAUGGUCACUGUGAGCAACUGUAGUGAAAAAUGUGUUAUUUCCUAGCUUGCUCUUCAAAAAUGCAGCAAUUUGAUGUCAAAAUGAGUUUCUUGAGCUUAGCAAGUUCAUUCAGUACCUAACUAUACCAUAUAAAGUGUGUGGCUUUGAUAGACUUUUACGUUGUUUGUUUUUACUUUGUCAGCCUUAUACAGUCACAGACUGCAAUGGCCCAGCGCCGUAUCUGGUUGUGGUUUUUUUAAACAGGUGGGGAAGCACAUAAGAAAUAUUUCUCUCAGUGUCAAGUUAGGAAGCCUCAGGAAACAUGAAAAUUAAACCCAACACAGCUUUAAUAUUCAUUCUCUUCUGUAAGAAUAUUUCACACUUUAUGUGAGACUUCUAUAAUCUUCCUCCACGUAUCACUUUUUUGCUUUCAUCCCAGGUAAUGCUUUCAUCUCCAGAUACCUAGUUGCUUCUGCAGGUGGAGUUGCAUAUGCAAGAGAAACAAGGAAAUGAAUCAAGCAAAAAGCAUAGUCCAUAUCAUAUGAGACUUUUUAGUUUUUAUGUGAACUCUGAUUGGAAUCUCGGUUUAGCUUUUUUGUUGGCCUAAUUUUAAUGGAACCUCAGGAGUUAAUUGCCAACAGAUGAAUAAUAUUUAAUCUUAGACUUAAAACCAAUACCUGGCUUUUAACUUGGCAACUGAAAGGGCACAAAACAGAUAGACAAGAUUUAAAAAAGAGGCUUCCUAUGUCUGUGUCAAAAAGUUUGCUCUCUGUGUAUUCAUUGUUCUGCUGCAUUUGGUAUCAAUUAAGCUGAAUGUUCAUUUUUAGAACAGUGACUCUAUGGCAAUUUGUGUGGUCAUUUAUUAACUAUUUUCAUCUCAGCAGUCUGUAGAGCAACAAACCUUUUUACUUGAAGCCUAGCAGUUGCAGGAGGAAAAAAAAGCAAUGCAAGCAAACAAAUAUUCACAGAUUGCAACAAAAGCUGUACAAUCCUGUACUACUAAAAUGUGCCUACUAAAUAAAAGUCUGUUUUUCAAACCUUAA
This is a messenger RNA of Varanus komodoensis (Komodo dragon), 4018 nucleotides long. RefSeq names its product actinin alpha 2 (gene ACTN2). Gene Ontology annotation, biological process: actin cytoskeleton organization; muscle cell development. Gene Ontology annotation, molecular function: actin filament binding; calcium ion binding. The record is from RefSeq and is a predicted model, not a curated record. The coding region runs from base 301 to 2988 and encodes 895 amino acids. The transcript has 21 exons. Gene Ontology annotation, cellular component: cortical actin cytoskeleton; plasma membrane; Z disc. Lineage: Eukaryota; Metazoa; Chordata; Lepidosauria; Squamata; Varanidae.